UAAACGGGUAACAUCCCCACCAGCCGACAGUCGCAAAUUGGGCUACCAAACAUUGGAGGAUAGGAAAUAGCAUAUUAAUAACUUUUUGCGCUGAUCCCCUUUGCUACACUGACAAAGUGCGGGUAUAACUGGACGACGCAUUUUGCAAGUGUCCUAGAUUAUCAUUUGCUCUUUGCAGUAUCUUUAAAAUGUAGGGAAGAUUUAAAGAAUAUAAAGAUAAACUGCUCUUAUGUUUUUAUGUAUCAGAUUGUACUUGUAUUGGCGUAUUCUUUUUAUUCUCUACCAGACUAAAAACUAUUUUUUGAAGAAGUGGGACUUAUAUUCAAGCUCUACCUUCCCCAGAUACAUCUGCACACCUGAUCCGUCAUCAAUUAAACAUUUCCAGAUUCGUCAGCUGAAAUUUUAAGGGGAGUGUGCGCGUACAGCUACUACACGUUGAUUGUUUUCGCCUCUGCUGCUUCUUUUAUCUCACCUGUUAGUGAUAAACAUUUAGAAUCAUGUUCACUGAUAAAGACGGCAUCCACAGUGCAUAAAACCGGUACUGUCCUACGUAUUCAUCGUGCGCACUCACAGGUGGCUGCAAAGUGCAAAUAUCAGAUCCUUGGAGAGUAAUAUUGGAUAUCCCAGUAAUCUGAGUCAAUCCCACCCCACCAAAAAACACACGACUAGGGCGUUUAGCAGACUGCUGUUCACUGAUUUAAUGCGAGCGCUGAAUUAACAAAAAAAAAAGUAAUUCACUAACCACUCCUUUGGAAAAAAGGUGCGCUGCUCCUUUAAAUGCAAUUCCUUUCUCGGGGGAGACUUUAAGUCUCCGUUCCUUCUUUCCUUUUGCUGCUGAGUUCUCCAAGUGUCUCAGAUUCCGCACAAGCAGAGCCUCUCUUAAAGCCACACUUUUGUAGCUUGGUGCUUUUAAAGCUGUUGACGAGUUUAACACUUUCCAUUCCGCGUGUCUGGGUGUAAGAAGAGGAAUCCAUUCUCACAGCGUAAGGGAGAAGCACAGCCAGCAACACUGGAGUAUUCACAUCAAAGUCUGAAACUGGAUGCACUCGGAACUCGUUAUUUAUUUGCUUUCUGCUUAUUAAUGCAACUCUAAGGCGACCAGGGUCAGGAUUACUACAUGCGGGAUGAGAGCCCUCACUCCAAGGAUUUCAUCGUUACUUCUCCUCCGUCUGUUGCAAGGACUCCUUUUUCUUAGGUUGGUGUGUUGUAAGGAAGAGAUUAAAGCCAAUGUCCGAACAGCUGCCAAGCCAAUGUCACCAUCAGACUUCCUAGAUAAGCUAAUGGGAAAAACAUCAGGAUAUGAUGCUCGCAUACGACCGAACUUUAAAGGGCCUCCUGUAAAUGUUACAUGCAACAUUUUCAUUAACAGUUUUGGCUCAGUCACAGAGACUACUAUGGAUUACCGGGUGAAUGUAUUUCUACGACAGCAAUGGAGCGACCCUCGUUUGGCAUACAGUGAAUACCCAGAUGACUCUUUAGACUUAGAUCCCUCCAUGUUGGACUCCAUUUGGAAACCAGAUCUCUUUUUUGCCAACGAGAAAGGAGCCAACUUCCAUGAAGUCACAACAGACAACAAGCUCCUACGAAUUUUCAAAAAUGGAAAUGUCCUCUACAGUAUCAGACUGACUCUGAUCCUUUCCUGUCCAAUGGAUCUGAAAAACUUUCCAAUGGAUAUCCAGACUUGUACUAUGCAGCUAGAGAGUUUUGGUUAUACAAUGAACGAUCUAGUCUUUGAAUGGCUGGAUAAUGGGCCAGUUCAGGUAGCAGAAGGGCUAACACUUCCUCAGUUUAUAAUGAGAGAAGAAAAGGACCUUGGGUACUGCACAAAGCAUUACAAUACAGGAAAAUUCACAUGCAUCGAAGUUAAGUUCCACCUAGAAAGGGAGAUGGGUUAUUACUUGAUCCAGAUGUACAUUCCAAGCUUGUUAAUUGUAAUACUGUCGUGGGUUUCUUUCUGGAUAAACAUGGAUGCUGCUCCAGCCAGGGUAGGGCUGGGGAUCACUACAGUGCUUACUAUGACAACACAGAGUGCUGGGUCACGUGCCUCCCUGCCAAAGGUAUCUUAUGUCAAAGCUAUUGACAUUUGGAUGGCGGUGUGUCUUCUUUUUGUAUUCGCUGCUUUGCUUGAAUAUGCUGCUGUAAACUUCGUGUCCCGCCAGCACAAAGAAUUCAUCCGCCUAAGAAAGAAGCAAAGGAGGCAGCAAAUGGAAGAGGAUAUUGUGAAUGAAAGCCGUUUCUACUUCCGAGGGUAUGGGCUUGGACACUGCUUGCAAAUGAAGGAUGGAGUUGCCAUGGAAGGUUCAAGUGUUUAUAAUUCUCCCCCAACAGCAAUUCCCAAGGACACAGAGACUAUUCGAAAGAAGUUUAUUGAUCGAGCAAAACGUAUUGAUACAAUAUCCCGGGCAGUGUUUCCCCUCACUUUCCUCAUAUUCAAUAUCUUCUACUGGCUCACUUACAAAGUUCUUCGGAAUGAAGAAAUCCAUCCACCUUUGUAGAAGAAGAAUGGAACUAUAUCUUCUUUUCUUACAAAAACAAAUGGAAUGCAAAGAGACUUACUUUUAUGUAUAUAUAGAUAC
Messenger RNA from Protopterus annectens (West African lungfish), 2576 nucleotides. Its product is annotated as glycine receptor subunit alpha-4-like. Bases 1125 to 2495 code for a protein of 456 amino acids. The transcript has 9 exons. Gene Ontology annotation, biological process: regulation of membrane potential; signal transduction; chemical synaptic transmission. The record is from RefSeq and is a predicted model, not a curated record. Lineage: Eukaryota; Metazoa; Chordata; Ceratodontiformes; Protopteridae. Gene Ontology annotation, cellular component: synapse; neuron projection; plasma membrane. Gene Ontology annotation, molecular function: chloride channel activity; transmembrane signaling receptor activity; transmitter-gated monoatomic ion channel activity.